UUGACGAGAUCUAACCAGGAAGAAUGGACAUUCCGAGUUUGUUAACGACUUAAGUUGACCGGAUUUACAUCAGACGGAAAGUGAAGGAUUUACUUCAACUGACAAGUCUAUACACUAUAGCUAUCCAGCUGUCAGUUGGCGUAUAAAGGGAGACACACCCAUUUACUCAGCUAACAUACUAAAUGACCCAGAUUCUGGUCUGAAAGCCACUCUACAACGCGUGUGUAUAUGGAUACACACAUACACCACACGGAGGGUCGAACUGUUCGUAGAUAUGUGUCGUCGUAGUGGUAAUAGUCAGCUGAUACAUGUGCCAAGAUGUAGUUUUAAUACAACGUGAGGAAAUGUCCAGUUUGAGGAUGGUGAUUCCGUCGAAUUGUGAAUAUUUGUGAUCGAAUGGAUGUUUGGUUUGAACACAGAAAUGUGCUCGGUAACCCGCUCGACAGGAUGUGAAAUAAACAAUUUCCAAUCAAUGCUGUUUGGAAAAUAUAAUGUGUUCAAAUGUACUAUCAUGUCAUUGCUAUAGAGUUGGAUUUCUGCUAGUCAUAUUAGCUUUAACGUACUGUCCUGUAUCGUCAAACGUACUCCUCAGUGACUUCUAUCCAUUUGGAGAAAUUCAUGGUGAUACAGCUAAUAAGCAAAAGGACGAUGGCGGAUCUGGCAAAAUAUCUCUUCCAGUGAAAUUUCCUUUCUUUGGACAGGAUUAUACAUCACUUUAUGUGAACAAUAACGGACUGUUGACAUUUGAAAAGGAGAAAACGACAUACAAGCCUAAAAAAUUCCCUCUGAGUGACAAUACUUCUGUGAUAGCCGUGUUCUGGGCUGAUAUAGACAUUCAACGAGAAGGCGGUAAUGUAACAUACAGACAGACCACUGAUCCAAGUCUUCUGACAAGGGCUACAGAAGACGUUAGAAAAUAUUUCUUCUUGAGAAAAGAAUUUACCUGGAUGUUGAUUGCAACGUGGUACGAAGUUGGGUUCUACGGGGCAUCGAACUCGGGAGAAUUAAGGAAAAACACUUUCCAGUUAGUCCUUUCUACAAAUGAAGAGAAGUCCUUUGUGUUCUUUUACUACAACAAACUUCAGUGGACCACUGGAUCGAACAGUCUUGGGAAUUCCUCUACUGGACUUGGAGGAAAUCCUGCGCAAGUAGGCUUUAACUCUGAGGACGGCGUGAGUUACCUUAGUGUUGACGGGGCCCAGACUGAUGCCGUCAUCAACCUAACCCGAACUAGUAACGUGGACGUACCGGGACAGUGGAUCUUUGGAGUUUCCGGAUCCGAAAUCCGAGAUGUCAAGUGCAACCAUGAUGUUCAAAUCCAGAUUGUGCCAAAUACCGGAUAUAUGUUGGGAGGUGAAGAGUUCCAAGUUACCGGUCCCUGUUUCCAAUUGGAUUCUAACGUCACAGCGCGAAUUGUGCAAACUAACACAACUUUUAAGUGUGCAGUUAUUAACUAUGUGUCAGCCAAGUGCGUGCUGCCACCUUUAUUCAAAACAGGGGAGAUGACCCUUGAGUUAAAUCCGUACGGCAUUAGUUGGAAUUACUCCACAGUUCUUCAGAUAGAUAACGUAGCGUCGAUGGCGCCAAAGGUAGUGCGAAAGGAAAUCAGCCAGUGGAUUGUGGGAAAUCCUGUCAAAAUUAAUUGGAACUCAACUACUCUUCCGUACAGUCGGGGUUUGACUGUAGAACUGUUGGGCUUCCAGCAUAACAAUGGCGUCCCGAGCUUUACAGUUAUAGAACCGACGGAUCUCGAUGAAAGUUUAGAUUCAUUUGUAUUACCAGAAUCACUGACGUCAUUCCAGAUCGCCGCUGUGCGCGUGCGUGAGACAAACCCACUUUCGGGGAGUUUACCAGUAGCUGUGUGGUCUGAUGUAUUCCCUGUCCGAGUCAGUGCCAACUGGUCCUCUUUAUUGUGUAGUAACUGGAACAAUUCUGACAAUCUCUUGCCCAGCAUCGCUAGUAGCGAUCUGUCCUGUCCUUGCGUCGCCAAACAGGCGUCACGUGACACGGGGAGGUUCGCGUCAGAUCCCUUGUGUAAUUUAGACAACAAUAACAUUUCUACAAACUGUGUUUACAAACCUGGUGCUGUUCAGUGUUAUUUACGAAUCCUUCAAAGUGGAUUAAGUACCGGUGCUUCGUGUUGCUAUGAUGACACGGGUGAUUUGAUAGACAUUCGAGACAGUAACGGAGGUGGAUCCUCCUUACGGUAUACUGUGCAAUCUCAGGGAGACACCGUCGUGCCUUACUUUUCAUUCUUCAAGGACGAUCUUCUUUCUUCCGUACACUGCUGUCAGUAUUCUGAUUCUUCUGACAUGUGCCAACUUUUCAAGAAUAAACGCCCACCUGUUACAUGUGACCAGUAUGAACCGCCCACCGCAGCCCAAGCCGCAGGUGAUCCGCAUCUUACGACACUUGACGGAAAGAGCUACACUUUCAAUGGUUUAGGCGAUUUCAUUUUGGUUGAAGACGAAGCUUCCGGUGUAGUGGUUGAAGUCCGAGCUGCGCAGGCGCAGGAUACGGAAGGCAACUACCAGAACGCAAGUAUCUUUUCGGCCGUUGCUAUGACGACCAGGGGAGUAUCUGACGUGAUUGAGGUGCACAGGGACACUGAUACGGUGUCGCGGAUCCUUAUCAACGGCUUUCUUGUCACAAAAGAAUUAUCUACCUCGGUCACACAGUUCAAUGGCUUAACAGUGCAAAUGAGUCGGACGGAUGCAACGACGCACAAUAUCUUAGUGGUUUUUGAAACCACCGGUCUGUCCGUGUCAAUGGAUGUUAACUCUGACCUCAUCAACAUUCUUGUCGUAGUAGGAGACGACAGGAUGAAAGGUAACCUCCGAGGUCUUCUUGGUAACUACAAUGGCGAUCCGACUGAUGAUUUUAUCUCAAAGACAGGAGAACAGCUAGAUACUGACAUCAGUAUGGAAGAUAUCCACUUCCGGUUUGGUAUGACAUGGGAAGUGCCCAGAAACCAGUCAUUAUUUUCAAAUGUUGUACCUCAAGCAUCAAACUUUAUACCUACGUUUAGUGAUUCUGGAACGUUACCGGUGCGGAACGGUACAAAGGAAAUGUGUGGAAGUAAUGUUCAGUGUCAAUUUGACUUUCAAGUCACCGGAAAUGAAGCUAUAGCAAGGAGCACCGCCAACUUCAUAAACAAAUUUAAUGUGCUGAAAGAAGAUUUAGUGAAGGUUGUUCGUUGUCCUUACCUGGAUACCCCGGAAAAUGGAAUAAGAAAUAUAUCGGGUUAUUUUCCCGGAGCUAACGCUACAUUCGAAUGUUUACCUGGCUUCGUCACCAUCAGUGGUGAUAAGAGGCAGACAUGUCGGGGUGACGGCACGUGGUCUGGUGCCACAAUAACAUGUGUACAACCUGUGCCACAAGCCGAUGGAGGGUUCUCCAAAAAAAUCAUUAUUUACAGCUUAACCGGUUCUGGUGUUGCUAUUUUCGUCAUCAUCAUCAUUAUAUGCAUCAUAUGUCAUUGUCAUCGACGAGAGCCGAAGACGGCAGACGUAGAGGAGGAUAACCCUCAUGUAGAUUUACACGUCAUAUUUCCCCCAUCAAACAUUCCACGACCUAUGUUUGAGAAUGAGGACUUCCUGGAAAUCCUUGGACAGUUAAAUUCCGGAGACGGGUUUAAAAUUCCACGCCCGAGCUACGUCGAUCCACAAAUAUUUGAUGAAUAUUUCUUCUAGUCAGGGAUAUAACAUGUUUCCAAAUAGAGAAUGGAUAUUUAAUUCAUCAAAUUUUAUUCAAACUGGAGUGCUAAUUACCUACAAGAUGUACAAGUCAACAAAAUGUGUCAGUGAAACUUUUUAAGACACUGAAGGAUGUUUAUUAUUCCGACGACUUACAUAUGUGUUUAUUGAACCGUGUCAACCGUUGUCGAGGUGAACAUAUGUGUUUACUGAACCGUGUCGACCGUUGUCAAGGUGAUUGAGCCCGUAACACAAAGCGGGGUGUUGUGCACGCGGGAGUUCCUUGUCUAGUCAAGCAAAUGAGGAGCUGUCGAUGGACCAUAUACCGGACUAGAUUUUCCUCACCUGGUCAACCGAUACAAAUGCAUAUUCGUACGGUGCUUUUUUGUCUGUUUUAAACAUCUAGGAAAUAACUUAUUGUGUUUUUUCCUAGAAGUUUAUGUAAAAAUCUGGUGAUAGUUCACAAUGAAUAAUAUAUGUCUUAUUUAUUUUAUGCUGGAUUCAAUGGGCGAAUCAUAUGUAUACAAUGAUACAUUUCCUCCGAUAAUUGCUUUUAACAUGAAACAUAUUUUUACAAGGGUCACAGUUCUGAAGGUGAAAAAUCAUUGUCACUGUUUCUAUAAAUAGAGCACGAUUCUUUUUUUAAUCUCACUGCUUUCGGCUACACAAGAAACAUAUGUAUUGAAAUCCAUGUUUCCUUUUCGCGACAAGGAGUAAACAUUUGAAAAAGAGAAAAAUGGAAUCGCCUGCUGUACCUAUAAUACCUUUUACAUUUGAUAUUUUUCAUUAUGAUUCACUUUUAUCUUAUUGCUGAACCUUACCACAACAACCUAAUCAUCUUUUACCGAAAGAGAUAACUGUUUUUUCAUGCAAAUGUCUUCGCGUGAUUCGGUGAUUUUUUGGACUUACGUUAUUGGUGAUAAUUCAAACUCUUUGCUUUUGUAACAUUUGUUACAUCAAAAAUACUGUCACCGAUCAGCCUCUACCCACGUCCAUACAAAUUUUUAUAUAGGCCGGUGCCGGUGGUUCUUCAACGUGUACCCCGGCCUUCUUCCACCUUCAAAACCUGGCACGUUCUUAAGUGACCCUGGCUGUUGAUAGGACAUUAAACAAAAUAAAAUAAAAAGAUAAACUGAUUAACGAUGCCGUAUUGCGAAUAUUCUGUAGACGUGAAUGCAGGUACAAUGAAUAAGGUUUGUCCGUUUCAUCACCUGAUGUGCCGGCCACAACAAGUUCAGACGACAGGGUAUCUUCCGUAUGUAAUACAUGGGAGACUUUUUAUUUUUUAAAUUAAACAUUUGUUGUUGCGGUAGUUUAAGGCAAUGUUUUUUUAGUAAGCUAUGGUAGCAUAGGUUUGCCAUCGCGAUGACGACUCAAUGAAGUUGACACUAUUUUUAGAUAACUUAGCUUUGACAAAUUCUAAUGCGUACUGGUCAGAAUCCUCUAUCUCUCGCUUGAUGGGGUGCUUGCAUUUAUGUUUGCUUUUAUUGGGAAAAAAGUUUGGGGUUUUUUUUCACUCUCUCGGUACAUUCAUCUUGGAGAUGUGCGGAGAUGUAAUUAUUCCAUUUUCAUUGAAAUUUUGGAGGGAUUAUUUCUUUCCACUGUUUGUUUUUACUAUGCCGUGCCUUUCCCUUCUUCACAUCGACGUAAAUCUAGUUGUGUGUGCUGUUUUUGUCUUUUGGUAAUAUAGUUACUUCUUGCAUCCCAUUUUCGUAUUUCCCAUUUAAAAAUAGUUCACGGAUUUAUUGAAAUCUGAGUGCUAAUUGAUGACCGUUAGUUAACGAUGGUAAAUACAUCAUAUCGUUCUCACUAGAAUUAGAUCAGUUGUGAAGAUCACAUAAAAAUUUAUGUUCUGAAAGAAGUAUGUUAGACGUUCCUUAGUCAACAGAACACUGAAAGCAUGAUAUACUGUAAAACAACUUAUUUUCGCGUGCGAUUAAUUUUCGCAUCUUCUCUACAGCAUUAAUCCGAUGGAGUAAAUGUCCCCUACAAGUUUAUCAGUACGACUCUCGUGAGCUAACAGAUGUAAUCAAGGAACACAAUCAAGAAUGAUUUACUGGAAAUGAAAUUCGAAUUUUUAUUUUGUUAGAUUUGUUUUCGUGGUGCUCGAGGAGUAACAGUGUUAGAAGAUGACUUUUAAUAUCAAUAUUUAUUUGAAUUCCUCAAAAUAGAAAUACACACCAGUUUGGUGAUGAGACAGGUGGAUACGUUUAUAUCAAUGCAUGAAACACUAUUCAGGGAUAAUUGCAGAAUCGGUUAAUUGUCUACAGGUAUAUGAAUACUAGACAUGAAUGGGGUAAGAAUGACUGAUUUUGUAAUAUCGAAGAAUAUGUAUACCUCGUUGUGUAUUCUGGUAUUGUAGUGUUCUAGUAUGUAUGCUAGCUAAAGAUAUGAUUGUACAAUUGGUGCUAAAUCUGGAAAACGACGUUUGGAUCCUAAAUGGUACUGAAGCUUAUGUUUACACUGAGAAAUGUCUUUAAUGUGUAACUAAAUUCAGUAAUUGGUAUGCUGGCAUAUUCAAUGUACUAGUUAAAAGUAUUACGUAAAAAGAUUAGGUUAAAUGAAAUGGAGAAUAUACUGUUUGACUCGGUCCGUUGAGUGACAUUGUAUAAUUGAAGGGUGUAUAAUGAUCUUUAUCGGUUCAUAGUUACCAUAAUAUUAAUAUGUGCGUGUGGGAGAGUUUGUGUGAAGAUAUCCUAAUAUCAUGUGCAAGUAUGAGGGUUUGUGUGAGGGUGUGUGUCGGGGUAUCUUUGCGGGAUGCGUGCGAAGGGUGUGUGAGGACGUUUGGCUUGGAUGUUUAUAUUAAUUGUAUAAUGAAUAAAUGUGGUCUGGAAGGAAUACGAUCUCAUUAGUGUCAUUAUCUGUAUAUAUUUGUUACCAUUCUGGAAGUGUUUUUGAGGUUGAUAUUCAUUUGUAUGUUAGUCAGGAGUGUAAGUGUGUUACACUAGCAUGGACGCAAUUGCUGCUAAUCAGGUGUAGUUGUAAAAAUAGUGCGCACGGCAUUGGUAAUGUGUAGAUCAAGUCAAAGGCUGAUAGAUCAAAAUCAAAAUCGCUCCUAGUCGCGAAAUACUGUAUACUGGGAUAUUUUCUGGUGCUGUUAUUUUGCGCUUUUCGCUGUAGGGCGCUUCGUGAGUUUAAAAAUGCCGCGGAAAUGUCCAAUUCUUGACACUGUUUUAAACUACUUACAAAACUAGAUAAAAACCGAAUUGUUAGUUUAGUUUAGUAAGUUAGGGAUCUCAAUAGAGAAGCAAUGUUUUAAUCUGCUACUCUUAUAGGGGAUCACGGUGUUUUACUGAAUUUUUGUGAUAUGGUGUGAAUGAAUUUGCUGGACUUUGAACUACAUUUGUAUGUGGAGUAUGAUUGAAAGAGAAGGCGUGUUAGUGUGCAGUAUGAUUGAAAGAGAAGGCGUGUCAGUAGAAUGUUUUAAAUGAUUGUGAUACACAUAUUUGCAUAAUCAUCACCCAUCUAUCUUUCUGUUUUCAUCUAUCACCAUUACCUACAUUUUGUUAAUGAUACGCAAAGUACGAAAAUGGAAAAUUUUAUUUAUUGAUUUAAAAUGUCAUGUUUGGUUUUAAAGUGAGAUAAACAAAGAAAUAUUAAGCACAAAAAGGGAAGAGGCGAUUUUGCUUGAUCGUGAUAAGAUUGCACUCGAACUUUGUUACGGCCAUUGUAAUGUUACAGUUUCAUUGAUAAUUCUUAUUGAUUAUAGAUAUAAAUGUUAUAAAUAGUGUACAUGAAAGGAGUGAACACUGCAUAAUUAAAUGGAGAAUAUUAUCUGAUUAAAUAAAUGAUAAAAAAAACUUA
This is a messenger RNA of Pecten maximus, 7499 nucleotides long. RefSeq names its product sushi domain-containing protein 2-like. The coding region runs from base 492 to 3692 and encodes 1066 amino acids. Gene Ontology annotation, biological process: cell-matrix adhesion. The record is from RefSeq and is a predicted model, not a curated record. The transcript is spliced from 18 exons. Lineage: Eukaryota; Metazoa; Mollusca; Bivalvia; Pectinida; Pectinidae.